Messenger RNA from Caenorhabditis auriculariae, 639 nucleotides. The record is from the annotation of a GenBank genome assembly. NCBI's taxonomy places the organism in Eukaryota, Metazoa, Nematoda, Chromadorea, Rhabditida, Rhabditidae.
AUGCUGUCCCGUACUCAGUUCUUGACCAACACUGCCUCCCGCGUCUAUUUGCAGAAUGCUCAACGAAUGGCUCACGUGAGGAAAAUUUUUAAAUAUUUUCUUACUAUUAAAACUUUUUAGGGCUCGGAGAAAGGUGUCCUCGGAGCCGCUAUCGACAAAACCAAAGAAAUGGCUUCGGACGCCAAGGAAAGAAUGAAGGAUGCGUACAACUCUGUCGCUGGCCAGCAAGACUUCCAAAACAAGUCCUACGCCGACGCAACAUCUGAUAAGGUCAGAACUAAACUGCCCUUUGGCGUCCCAGAAGAUAAGCAAACAAAAGAAAACAUUCAAAGCAAUAAUAAUCUUCCCUUCCCCUCGCUAAACUGUUGAUUUCAGUCAAAAGACCUGCGUGAACAGGCCUCGUCAACCUGGGAAAACCUGAAAGACAAGGCUGCGGACCUGAAGGAAAGCGUCAAAGAAAUCGCCCAGGACGGCAAGGAGAAAGUCCAGAGCGGCUAUCGGCAGAUGAAAGAAGACGCCGCCGAGCAAUGGGACGCCAUAAAAGGAACUCCCGAGGAAACUCGACAGGCGCGCGAUUUCCGAGAACGGGCCGGCGAGCAGCUCAAAAAAUCUGGCCGCGACAUCCAAAAGCGCCAGUGA